Messenger RNA from Chrysemys picta bellii (western painted turtle), 2634 nucleotides. NCBI's taxonomy places the organism in Eukaryota, Metazoa, Chordata, Testudines, Emydidae. The record is from RefSeq and is a predicted model, not a curated record.
AAAUUUGUAUGUGGAUGGCUGUGGAUAAUGAAGAAAUCUCUAUGGCUGUUUGCAAUCUCCUACAAGUCAUUACAGACUCCUUAUCAGGGGAGGGAGAGAAAGAGGAACAUGGGAAAGAAGCCGCUCUGGUGCUGGACACGAAGAAGGAUUUGAAGAUGAUCACAAUGCACCUGCUGGACAUGCUGGUCAGUAAGAAGGUGUCUGGGCAAGGUCGGGACCAGGCUCUCAACCUGCUCAGCAAGAACAUACCAAGAAAGGAUCUGAGGAUCCCCGACAACUCUAGAACCAUCUUCGUCAUUGACAGCGGUCUAAAAAAGAUAUUGAAAGUCGUAGGCCAGGUUCCCGAGCUGCCCAACUGCCUGCCCUUAACGGAGAACACCCGGAUGACCGCUUCCAUUCUCCUGAACAAGCUGUAUGAUGACCUGCGAUGUGAUCCCGAGCGAGAUAACUUCCGCGAGAUCUGUGAAGAGUACAUCAAGAGCAAGGUUGACCCUCAGGACAUGGAUAAGACUCUCCAUGCCGUCCAGACGGUGUCUGGGAUCAUGCAAGGGCCUUUUGACUUGGGCAACAAGUUGCUGGGCAUGACGGGUGUCAUGGAGAUGAUGGUGGCUUUGUGUGGCUCUGAAAGGGAGAUCGACCAGCUGGUGGCUGUGGAGGCCCUCAUCCAUGCUUCCACCAAGCUGAGCCGGGCCACCUUCAUCAUCACCAACGGAGUGACGCUGCUGAAGGAAGUCUACAAGAAGACCAAGAAUGAGAAGAUCAAAAUUCGAGCUCUCGUGGGUCUUUGCAAGCUGGGAUCAGCCGGGGGCACUGACUAUGGCCUGCGACAAUUUGCGGAGGGAUCCACAGAAAAGCUGGCAAAACAGUGCCGAAAGUGGCUGUGCAACACCAGCAUUGACAUCCGCACCAGGAAGUGGGCUGUGGAAGGUCUGGCGUACCUAACCCUGGAUGCAGACGUGAAAGAUGACUUUGUGGAAGAUAAGCCAGCCCUGGAAGCCAUGUUUGAAUUAGCGAAGACCAGUGACAAGACGAUCCUGUACUCGGUGGCUUCCACGCUGGUGAACUGCACCAACAGUUACGAUGUCAAAGAGCUGGUCCCAGAGCUUGUGCAGCUGGCGCAGUUUUCCAAACAGCAUGUUCCCGAGGAGCACCCCAAGGACAAGAAGGACUUUGUUUUGAAGCGAGUGAAACGGCUGCUGAAAGCUGGUGUCAUUUCAGCCCUGGCCUGUAUGGUGAAGGCUGAUAGUGCCAUCUUAACGGACCAGACCAAGGAGCUGCUAGCCAGGGUAUUCCUUGCCUUGUGUGAGGAUCCCAAAGACCGUGGUACCAUUGUAGCUCAAGGUGGUGGAAAGGCCCUGAUACCUCUGGCAAUAGAAGGCACAGAUGUCGGCAAAGUGAAGGCUUCUCAUGCUUUAGCCAAAAUUGCUGCCAUUUCCAAUCCAGACAUCGCAUUCCCAGGAGAGAGGGUGUAUGAGGUGGUCCGGCCGCUGGUCAGCUUGCUGAAUACAGAGAGAGACGGGCUGCAGAAUUAUGAGGCUCUAUUAGGUCUCACUAACUUGUCUGGAAGAAGUGACAAACUCAGGCUGAAGAUCAUCAAAGAGAAAGCCCUACCAGACAUCGAGAACUACAUGUUUGAGAACCACGACCAACUCCGACAGGCAGCUACAGAGUGCAUGUGCAACCUGGUUGUCAACAAAGAGGUUCAAGAGAGAUUUGUGGCCGAUGGAAACGACCGACUCAAGCUGAUCGUGUUACUGUGCGGCGAGGACGACGUGAAGGUCCAGAAUGCAGCGGCAGGAGCCUUGGCCAUGCUGACAGCAGCACACAAGAAGCUCUGCCAUAAGAUGACACAAGUGACAACCCAGUGGCUGGAAAUCCUGCAGAGGCUCUGCCUACAUGAAAAGCUGGAGGUGCAGCACCGUGGGCUGGUGGUUGCUUACAACCUGAUCACUGCAGACCAGGAGCUGGCCAAGAAACUGGUGGAGUGUGAGAUGUUGGAGAUCCUGACGCUCGUUGGUAAACAGGCAGAUGACUCCAAGAAACAGCAUGUCAUCAACGUGGCUCGUGAGUGUCUCGUGAAGUGCAUGGACUAUGGGCUGAUCAAACCUCUCUCCCAGGCGUGAGACCCCCCAAGACAAUGGCAGCCUGUCGAGGGAAGGCACAUGGAAGGUCUACAAAUCGACAGGCUCCCCAGAAGGAAAUUCAGUUGAAUUGCUGAGCACAGGGCAUACUUUAUUUUUAUGCUUGGGGAAAAUAAAUUUGAGUAAUUCCUAGACACUGCAUCCUUUAGUGCCAGGAUUCCAUUGCUAGCCAUGAACAAAUUAAAGUUCCACCGUAAAAGAAUCAAUCCAUGCAAUGUAUUCAACUGCUGGUGGUUCAGGAAGUCUCAAAAGUUUAGGGCAAGAUAGAGGUUCCAAGUAGACUUCUUUGGUGGGGAAAAAAAUCACAUUUUAUAUUUCAGCAGUUCCAAGUGAUGUUAAAAGAACAGAGGUGAAAGGUUGAAUUGUCUCACGUCACAUUCAUAAACAAGUUUGUUUUGGUUUUUUGAAAAUAUUUGAUGUUUGUAUGAGUGGAAUGCAAAUAUUUAGUGUUAGAAUAUUGGGUGGAUUCUCCAUUAAUAAAUUCUGUACUUUU